CUGGUCGCCAGUCAAUCGCAGGGCACAUAUAGACAAGCAUUCCACACUCACAUUCAUACCAAUGGACAAUUUAGACUCGCCGAUUAUAUUGUGGUAGUAUAAAAUAAUACUGCUUAAUAUCAAUGAACGUCUUUUCCUUCCGUGGAGCUGGUCGGAGCCAUUUUGCUGUCGGACGCGCUUUCGGAAGUUGUCGGGCGACAGUACCGCUACCUCAUCCGCUGCGAUGACUUUCGAGUGGCCCUGGCAGUACAAUUUCCCACCUUUUUUUACGCUUCAACCCAAUGUGGACACGAGACAGAAGCAGCUGGCGGCGUGGUGCUCCCUGGCGCUGUCCUACUGCCGCCAUCACAAGCUCUACACGCUGGACGUGAUGGAAGCGCAGGAAAGCCCCGUGUUCCACAACCGCAAGAUAGAACGAAAACUGUCCAUGGAAGCGAUUCAAGUUGUGUUUGAGGAGCUGAGGAAAAAAGGGAACCUGGAGUGGUUGGACAAGAGCAAGUCCAGGUGUUUGGUGAUGUGGAGGCGGCCUGAGGAGUGGGGCAAGCUCAUGUACCAGUGGGUGUCCAAAAACGGGAUGAUCAACUCGGUGUUUACGCUUUACGAGCUGUCCAACGGCGACGACACAGAGGGCGAAGAGUUCCACGGCCUGGAGGAGUGGAUGCUGCUGCGGUCGCUGCAGGCCCUGCAGACAGAAGGCAAGGCUGAGAUCAUCAGCAUGGAUGACGGCAAAGGAGUGAAAUUCUUCUGAAGCCGUGCCGGCGUCGCUGGAUCCUGAGAUUAAAAACGUUUUACGGCCAUGCGCGCCGGCGCUCGGUGGCUGGGAUGCUGCUCCUGAUACUGUUGUUGCUGCCUGGUGCUGGGUCCAAGUCUUUUUUUUUUUAUUUUUUUUUAACGAAAGGGAGACAUUUUUUCGGUAUAAAAGAUGCUAUCAUGUCGGCUGUCCCUUUUAUUCUUAUGACCAUGUAAACUUUCAGCAAGGCAGACAAACCCAGCAAAGAAAUCCCACCACCGACCACCAGGGGGCGUAAAUCACACUGACACUUGGACCGCCACUACUGGCUCAGCUCAGCCCAGUUUAUUAUCAAUAAUAAUAAUAAUAGUGGACCUUUUAUUGUGCAGUCGCUACGGUGACACCCAUGUCCACAGUCAACCAGCCCCCACCCCUCAUAUCAUGUUUGAAAAUAAAAAGACUUUUGAUAAAUUGUCAUGCCUGCGUGUGUGGAGAAUGUUUCCUGCACUCCCAGGCGGCCAAAACAUGAGGUACCACAUGAGAUUCAAUGCAAAAAUUAUUCUUUUUCCAAGAUGUGAAUGCCCAUUUCACAAUAUUUUGCACACUGACAGCUGUUUCUAAUAUUUUGACCCUCUCACAUUAAGGUCGCCAGCAUACUGGUAAUAUCAGAUGAAUAUCUCAAUCCGAAGCGAGCAUUGUUGUCUAUGGGUCCCAUUACA
Molecule: messenger RNA, 1449 nt
Organism: Dunckerocampus dactyliophorus (ringed pipefish)
Lineage: Eukaryota; Metazoa; Chordata; Actinopteri; Syngnathiformes; Syngnathidae
Gene: vps25
Product: vacuolar protein sorting 25 homolog
Exons: 6
Coding region: 224-748 (174 amino acids)
Biological process (GO): protein transport to vacuole involved in ubiquitin-dependent protein catabolic process via the multivesicular body sorting pathway
Cellular component (GO): ESCRT II complex
Molecular function (GO): structural molecule activity; protein homodimerization activity
Source: RefSeq, a predicted model, not a curated record